CUGUCAGUGCAGAGACUUACAUCAGUCACUACCCUGAGAUCAUGACCACACCCAAAAUCAAGAGUCAGACCCUAACUGACUGAGCCACUCAGGUGUCCCUAUUGGAGAUUUUUUAAUGGCACAAGAGGCUAUCCUUUUAUUAAAUGAAGUUCCCUGCAAAGAUCUCCAUAAAAAUAUUUUAAAACAAUUUUGUGGACAUCAUAAAGCGGAUAUUAGUUGUUUGUCCUCUUGUCCUCUUGAAACUUGAGAGCUGGACUUCAGCAAUUCCCUACUGAUAUAAAAAGAGAUUAUAAAAUGAAUCACCGUGAUGAAAAUAAAGGGGAGUGUGCCAGGUUCAAUGUGAAUAAAGUUUGUUAAUAGGAUUUGUAAUAAAAUAGUUAUUUCCAUCCUCUCAUAUGUUUGUAUGCAAAUCUUCAUAUCCCUGAUAUGAAUCAUUAGGUUGUAUGACAAUGAGAAUUAAGGUUUUUGUUAAAAGAUGAUUAAUAAUUAUCUAAUUUUAAGGGGAGAUUGUGCUGAAUUAACAGGAUAGACCAAACGCGAUUAUGAUGGUCUCUAAGUUUGGAAGGAGGAAGAAGAAAAAGUGUCACAGUAUGUGAUGGAAGACUUGCCUGGGCAUAAUUUUUCCCCCAAUUGUUUCUUUCGUAAUUCUUUUCCCAUUAGUGUAAAAUGCGCAACAGUUCAACUAUACAAACAUCUAUGCAAACUUUAAUGGCUAUUAGGAUACUUGAUGUUGAAUAUGAGACAGGAAAAUGCAGAACAAGAAACCAAACUUUUAAAAAAACAAAUGAAUAUACUGUAUGGGGAGUAUGGGGAAUGGGAACAUCAUCCUGGCAUUAAUAUGGAUAUGAGAUCUCUCUUUCUCUAUGUCUCUCUCCUUCCUCUCUUUCCUUCUCUCCUUCCCAAUUUAGAUGACACAUAUAGACAGACAGAUAGAGAGAUAGAUAUUGAAAGAUAACAUAUAGAUACGUGUGUACAUAAUAUACACACAGUCAAAUGGUGUACAAAUACUACUGAGACUCUAUUUCUAAGACUUUAUACAACAUAGACUUAAUGAUUAAUUGAGUAUAACAAAAAAUGAUCUGUGGUGAUGAUUUUGACAAAGGAAUAAAUGACAUUGAUAAAGUGAGGUCUAAUUUUACAGAUAGACAAUAUAUGUUUUUUCUUUGUCACUGUGAUGAUGAUAUCGUCCAUUAUAUUUGUAUGAAGAUAGGCCAGUUUUUACAAGUUCGUAUUGGAAUUUUUGCCAACAUCUUCCUGCUUCUCUUCCACAUCUUCAUGCUACUUCUGGAUCACAGACCUAAGCCAACUGUCCUGAUCAUCUAUCACUUGGCCUUUGUCCACAUAAUGAAACUCUUCACUGCACUGUUUUUUAAUGUCUACAGACCUGUUUGAAGUACUGAACAUUUUAAAUGAUUUAAAAUGCAUGGCUUUAUUCUGCAUGAUCAGGGUGACACGGGGUCUCUCCUUGAGCACCACCUGCCUCCUCAGCAUGUUCCAGGCCAUCAUGAUCAGCCCUAGCACCUCCUGGUUGGCCAGCUUUAAACAUACAUGCAAAAAGUACAUCUUCCAUUCUUUUAUCAUCUUAUGGUUUCUCAGUUUGUCUCUCAUUAGUGACUGCAUCUUGUAUACUGCUGCUCCUUCUAAUGUGACCCAGAGAGAUCUACUGUGUGUCAGUAAACACUGCUCACUUUCCCGCCUAAACUCCAUCAUCAGGGGACUGUUUUUCACGCUUCAGAGGCAGUGCCAGCACCUUCCCAGCAUCAGCCUUUCUUCAAGAGUCCCCCCAGAGAGAAGGGCCACCCAAACCAUCCUGCUGUUGGCAAGUUUUUUUGUGGUCUUGUACUAGGUGGGCGUCAUUAUCUCCUUCUCCUCCACUCUCUUAUGGGCAUAUGACACAGUUAUUCUGGAUUUCCAGAAGCUUGUGCCCAAUGUCUAUGCCACUGUCAGUGCGUUGGGCUAAGUUCUGAUAAAAGGAUAGAAAAUGUGUUUCGACU
Molecule: messenger RNA, 1994 nt
Organism: Leopardus geoffroyi (Geoffroy's cat)
Lineage: Eukaryota; Metazoa; Chordata; Mammalia; Carnivora; Felidae
Product: vomeronasal type-1 receptor 90-like
Exons: 2
Coding region: 1373-1846 (157 amino acids)
Biological process (GO): G protein-coupled receptor signaling pathway
Cellular component (GO): membrane
Molecular function (GO): pheromone receptor activity
Source: RefSeq, a predicted model, not a curated record